Molecule: messenger RNA, 1155 nt
Organism: Drosophila ananassae
Lineage: Eukaryota; Metazoa; Arthropoda; Insecta; Diptera; Drosophilidae
Exons: 1
Coding region: 1-1155 (384 amino acids)
Biological process (GO): DNA integration
Molecular function (GO): nucleic acid binding
Source: RefSeq, a predicted model, not a curated record
AUGCCCAAAUCUCAUCGCAUAACGAAACUCAUUCUGGAACACAAGCACCGGAUUCACUUACAUCCUGGAGUAUCGACGUUAUUCGUGAUCGCACGCCAACGCAACUGGGUGUUUGGCGCACGCAACCUCAUUCGAAAGAUCACGCAUGACUGUCUAAAAUGCUUUAGACAACGCCAACACCAAUUCAUGUCAGAUCUGCCGGCUGUCCGGGUUCGGCAGGCAUCCGUUUCGUUUGCAAACACUGGCUGCGACUACGCCGGGCCAAUCACCCUCAAGGUCCACAAGGGGCGAAAUCCACGCAAGGAAAAGGGUUACAUCUGCCUAUUUGUAUGCCUAGCCACUUCUGCCUUGCAUUUGGAAUUGGCUACAGAUCUUACAACCGACACAUUCUUGGCGGCACUCAGACGAUUCAUCUCUCCCCGCGGAAAAUGCUCGCAAAUGUAUAGCGACAACGGGAGAAACUUGGUCGGGGCAAAAAGGGUAUUAAACGAAAUGCAAACUCUUCUGAAGCCAGACGAACACAACAACACUGUACUGAAGGCCCUGGCAGACGAAGGAAUUAACUGGAAUUUAAUUCCACCCCAUGCACCACACUGGGGUGGCAAAUGGGAAUCAGCUGUGCGCUCUGUCAAAUUGCAUCUUCAUAGAGUAAUUGGCAAGAAUGUACUCACUCUUGAGAAAAUGCACUCACUUCUCGCCAAAAUAGAAGCUGUGGUCAACUCACGUCCACUAUUCUCAACUUCGGACACUGAGGUCAACUAUCUGUCGCCAGCACACUUCCUCAUUGGUCGUCCCUACACGACAGUACCAGAAGGCGAUCUAUCAAAUGUACCAAUCAACCGUUUGGAUUAUUGGCAACAAACUCAAGCUGUGCUGCAAGGCUUCUGGAAACAAUGGCACAUGGAAUAUCUUACAUCACUCCAGCAUCGGCCAAAGUGGAUGAAAAAAUCGGUCAACAUGGCCAACGAUGACAUCGUGCUCCUUAAGUAUUCUCACACCCCGCCAGCAGCAUGGCCUCUCGGAAGAGUCAUCGAAACGUAUCCAGGGAAGGAUGGAAUGGUUAGGACUCCAACUGGAGAAACCACCCGUCCAAUUGUCAAGAUCGCCCUAUUACCAAAUUCUGAAACAGUGUUUCAGGGGAGGCCGGGAUGUUGA